Molecule: messenger RNA, 1389 nt
Organism: Marasmius oreades (fairy-ring Marasmius)
Lineage: Eukaryota; Fungi; Basidiomycota; Agaricomycetes; Agaricales; Marasmiaceae
Gene: WRS1
Product: tryptophan--tRNA ligase
Exons: 7
Coding region: 1-1389 (462 amino acids)
Biological process (GO): tryptophanyl-tRNA aminoacylation
Cellular component (GO): cytoplasm
Molecular function (GO): ATP binding; tryptophan-tRNA ligase activity
Source: RefSeq, a predicted model, not a curated record
AUGUCAAUCCCAGCUAUGAAGGUCUCAGAAGAACUUUCUUUAGAUCCAACUGCCCCUCCUACGGUGCAAGGUAUAACUAAUACUUUGGCUGGGGCUUCCUUGGCCGACCAGUCGUCCACGUCUACUGCAUCUACCAACACUCCCAAUGCUCCCGGGACAGCACCCGCACAAUCCCAUGAACAAGUCGUCACGCCUUGGGAUGUUCAAGGAUCCGUGGGCCAGGACGGACAACAAAAUGCUAUCGAUUACGACAAGUUAAUACAGCAAUUCGGGACGAAAAGGAUUGAUGAAGCUCUGUUAGAAAGGUUUGAAAGAUUGACGGGAAAGAAACCUCAUGUGUUUUUGAGGAGGGGAAUGUUCUUUUCGCAUAGGGAGUUUGACAAAAUACUUGAUCGAUAUGAGCAAGGUAAACCGUUUUUCUUGUAUACUGGACGAGGGCCUAGUAGCGACAGUAUGCAUUUGGGGCAUAUGGUUCCGUUUGUUUUCACGAAAUGGCUCCAGGACGUAUUUGAGGCACCCUUGGUUGUCCAGCUGACAGACGACGAAAAGUUCCUGUUCAAGCACGAGCUAAAAGUAGAGCAAACCAAGCUCUUCGCUCGACAGAAUGCAAAGGACAUCAUUGCAUGUGGAUUCAAUCUGAACAAAACAUUCAUAUUCAGCAAUUAUGACUUUGUUGGUGGACCUUUCUACGAAAAUGUUUCGAAGAUCUCGAGGCAAAUCACUUACAGUCAAGCAAAAGCAACGUUCGGAUUUACUGAUUCCGAUAACGUCGGUAAAAUCCAUUUUGUGGCCAUUCAAGCCGCCCCAUCGUUCUCGAACUCCUUCCCCCAGAUUUUCGGCACCCAAACCAACAUCCCCACAUUAAUCCCAUGCGCUAUCGAUCAAGAUCCGUAUUUCCGACUCACCCGCGACGUGGCUCAAAAACUCAAGUAUCCUAAACCCAGUUUGAUCCACUCCAUGUUUUUCCCGGCUCUGCAAGGUCCACAAACGAAAAUGAGUGCGAGCGAUCCGAAUAGCAGCAUCUUUAUGACAGAUACGAAGUCACAGAUCAAGAAUAAGGUGAACAGACAUGGGUUUUCGGGCGGCCAGGAGACAGAGGAGGAGCAUCGGAGGCUUGGCGGGAACACAGAGGUUGAUGUUGCAUACCAAUAUUUGACGUUCUUUCUGGACGAUGAUGAUGAGCUGGCGAAGAUGGGUGAAGAUUAUCGUGCCGGACGCCUGUUAACCGGUCAACUGAAAGCGAGGUGUAUAGAAGUCUUGCAGAAGUUCGUCGGUGAAUUCCAAGAGCGAAGGGCCAAAGUUACAGAGGAGGAUGUCACCGCGUUUAUGGACAAGUUGAGAAUGAUUGAUCCUUCUGUUGGCAAGGCUGCACUUGCUUCAGCGACAUGA